AUGGGAGACCUUGUUCUUUUGCGGAUGCUGUUCGGCAAAUGGUUGAAAGCGAGGAUGGACUCAUCAUGUAGCAACGAGGGUUAUUCCGGUGGCUUCAUCAAGGUGUUCCUGGAGAAGGGUAAAGUGAAGCUCGGUCUGCGGCUGACGCGCGAGAACCUCUACAAUGAAGUCAUCGACCCGUACCGACGCACGUUCCACGACGGCCUCUGGCACCCGUUGAACAUCUACAUCGGCACAAACCUCAUCACGAUGAACAUAGACGACGUGCCCAGCACGACGCUGCGAGUCAUCGACAUCCGGCCCGGCAGCGAGUUCUAUCUCGGAGGUGGCAAAACGAGGGAUAACGAUCGUGGCUUCCUGGGCUGCAUGCGCUACAUCUAUGUCGAGGGUCGUAUCAUUCAUCUAGGACAGCUGGAAGAGGACCAGAUCACUGCCGGAGUCGAACUGGACCGCUGUGCAAUUAUCGACAGGUGCAAUCCGAAUCCCUGCGAGCAUGGAGGUACCUGCUACCAGAACUGGUACGAGUUUUACUGCAUAUGUGGUGGCAAUGGCUACAGUGGAGCUACCUGCCAUACCUCCAUCUACCCGCUGUCGUGUGAUGCUGCUGCACAGGAGCUCGUUCACCAGGUUGGCACGGAGGUCCCGAUGCGCAUAGACCUCGAUGGCAGUGGACCCAUGGCUCCUUUCCCCGUCGUCUGCAAUUACUUCAAGGACGGGCGAGUGGAAACCGUUCUAAAUCACUUCAACAUGGAGCGAACACUGGUCACUGGCUUUCAAGAACCUGGUUCAUAUCGAGAGCAUUCAUUUGUCUACACAUGGGGUGCCAUUGUCUGUGCCAGAUUACGUCACUACGCAGGCACGACGUGGGAUUCCCCGGGCGAGACCAUCCUCACGGCGGGAAGCCUGCUCGAUGACAACCUGUGGCACGACGUCAUUAUCAACCGCUACCUGAGCACCAUCUACCUGAGCGUGGAUCGCGUCACCGUCGAUACGAUGUCACGCGGCGAGUUCUCCUACCUCGACCUCGACCAGUUUGUGUUCUUUGGCGGCGUGCCAAGCUUCAAUCGGCCGGGCAUCAAGAUGCCGCGAAACUUCCGCGGCUGCCUGGAGAGCAUCGUGUUCAAUGGGCGACGCGUGCUCGAGGCCGCGCGCGACAAGAGUCACCGCAUCACGUUCAGCGGAGCCGUCAACUUCAACUGUCUGCGACAAGACAGCAUUCCCGUGACGUUCAUGACACCGGAGAGCUUCAUCAAGGUUCACGGCAUCGUGCGAUCAAAGUCGAUGAACGUCACGCUCAACUUCCGCACCUACAGCGAGGAUGGACUCAUCAUGUACAACGAGGUUGAUUCCGGUGGCUUCAUCAAGGUGUUCCUGGAGAAGGGUAAAGUGAAGCUCGGUCUGCGGCUGACGCGCGAGAACCUCUACAAUGAAGUCAUCGACCCGUACCGACGCACGUUCCACGACGGCCUCUGGCACCCGUUGAACAUCUACAUCGGCACGAACCUCAUCACGAUGAACAUCGACGACGUGCCCAGCACGACGCUGCGAGUCAUCGACAUCCGGCCCGGCAGCGAGUUCUAUCUCGGAGGUGGCAAAACGAGGGAUAACGAUCGUGGCUUCCUGGGAUGCAUGCGCUACAUCUAUGUCGAGGGUCGUAUCAUUCAUCUAGGACAGCUGGAAGAGGACCAGAUCACUGCCGGAGUCGAACUGGACCGCUGUGCAAUUAUCGACAGGUGCAAUCCGAAUCCCUGUGAGCAUGGGGGUACCUGCUACCAGAACUGGUACGAGUUUUACUGCAUAUGUGGUGGCAAUGGCUACAGUGGAGCUACCUGCCAUACCUCCAUCUACCCGCUGUCGUGUGAUGCUGCUGCACAGGAGCUUGUUCACCAGGUCGGCACGGAGGUGCCGAUGCGCAUAGACCUCGAUGGCAGUGGACCCAUGGCUCCUUUCCCCGUCGUCUGCAAUUACUUCAAGGACGGGCGAGUGGAAACCGUUCUAAAUCACUUCAACAUGGAGCGAACACUGGUCACUGGCUUUCAAGAACCUGGUUCAUAUCGAGAGAUCAUGCUGUAUGAUGCCGACGAGCACCAGAUUCACGACAUGGUCAACCGGUCACUCAUCUGUCGCCAGCUGCUGACCUACGAAUGUCGCGGCGCGCGCCUACUCAACUCUGGCUUCGGCCGGAACAUCAACGAACACUUUGAACCGUACAGCUGGUGGGUCGGCCGUACCAACCAGAUGAUGGCAAACUGGGGAGGAGCAAGUCCAGGGUCCGGCAAGUGUCAGUGUGGUGUCACUGAAGACUGCAUCGAGCGUGACAAGUUUUGUAACUGCGACGCGGCGCGGCUUGACGUCUGGGAGACGGACUCCGGCUACAUCACCGAGAAGCAGUUCCUGCCGAUCACGCAGAUCCGCGUCGGCGACACGGGAUCGAUCAGCGACUUCAAGCAGGCCUACUACACCGUUGGGCCGCUCAUCUGCGAGGGAGACAAUCUGUUCGAAAACAUGGUGACGUUCCGACUGCCCGACGCCACCGUCGAUUUCCCAACGUUGGAGACCGGUCGCUCGUUCGACAUUAGCUUCCAGUUCAAGACGGCCAUCGCCAAGGGUGUGCUGAUGGAGUGCAUCGGGCCGGAUAACAACUUUGUACGAAUUAAGCUGGUCGGGCCGCGCGAGAUUCAGUUCCUCUACAACGCCGGCAGCUCGAUCCAGGUGCUGCAGGUGAAAACACCCGACCACAUGGACAACCUCGUAUGGCACAGGGUGCUCGCCGAACGCAAUCGCAAGGAGGCGCGCCUAACCGUCGACGAUUACAAGCCGACGCGCAUCAGCGAAUCGACGGCCACCUUCAGAGAUUUCUACCUGACGAGCGACUUUGUCGUCGGUGCGAGUGUCACGUACGAGGACGGCUUCGUCGGCGUCAUCCGCGGCAUGAUGGUCAACGGCUUCAUGAUGGAUCUCACGCAGGAGGCGAAGCGCAGCCUGUACGGCAUCAGCCUCGGCGAGGUGCCCAAGUGCGGCAGCUCGCCAUGUCUCAACAACGGAACGUGCAUCGAGAGGUACUCGCACUACGAAUGCGACUGCGCGUACACGGCCUUCCGCGGUCCCAUCUGCGCCGACGACAUCGGUAUUGACAUGCAUCAGAGCGACAUGAUCCGUUACGACUUCCCCGACCGCGGCAUGCGCACGACGGUCACCGAGCGUAUCCGGGUUGGCUUCUCCACCGUCGACCGCAAGGGUCUGCUCAUGCAGGUGCGCACGUCCGGCGACGACGUCUUCUCGAUGGAGAUACAGCAGAAUGGCGGGCUGAAGUUUCGCUUCUUCUACGGCUGGGACGUCGAGGAGAUCAACGACAAGCGCAUUCUCGCCAACGGUCAGCACCACGACGUCAUCUUCUACCGCAAGGACGACGGCGCCACCCUCGUCUAUAAGAUUGAUGAUUAUGAGGAAAACAUCUUCCCCUUCAAUCUCGCUCGCAGUCAGGAUACCAAGUUCAAUAACUUACAGACCAUCUAUAUUGGCAGAAAUGAGACGAUGGGGCCUGGGGAAGGAUUCCGAGGUUGCAUCAGUAGGAUGGAGUUUGACGAUCUCUUUCCACUGAAAUCUGUCUUCACUGAGCCACGGCCAGCAAAUGUCUUCAUCAAUAUCAACGGAUCGAUGCGGCAGUCGAAGUGCCACAUUGAGCCGUACACGCACGCUCCGGAAGAGCGAGAGCUGCGCGAGAUCACGACGCAGUUCCCGGACUGGGGCGAUGAGGAGCACCAGCGCGCACGCCUCGCCGGUACCAUCGUGCUCAUAGUUGUUCUGAUCAUACUCUUCAUCCUGCUCGUGCUGUUCGUCGUUCUGCUGUGCCGCUACAUCUCGACAGAGAAGGGUGUCUACAUGACGCAGGAGGACAAGGGAGCGCAGCACGCUAGCACAGCCGACCAGGCGGUCGUACGCGGGCCGACCGGCAUCCCCACCGCUGCCAAGAAGAAGGAGUGGUUCUUGUAAGCGCGCCGUAGCGUUGGUGGCUGGGCUCCUUUGUACAUAGCGUCCGUCUGUGUGAUGUUAAGCUUGCUGUGGACGAGUGUGAUGCAUGCUCUGUUUGCUGCAGUCAUUGUUAUCAGAGGAUUGCAACCAUUGUUAUCAGAGUAUUGCAACCAUUGUUAUCAGAGGAUUGCAACCAUUGUUAUCAGAGGAGUGCACUGCAAUGUAGCAGCCGUCUAUCAGCAUGCAGAGCGGAAGAUUGGGAGUGGUCAGAUGAAUCUGUCGGACAGGAAGGAGAGAGAAAGUGUGAGUGAGCGAGUGCGUGCGUGCGUGCGUGCGAGCGUGCGUGCGCGUGUGUGUGCGCGCGCAUGCGUGAGUGAGAGUGAGCGAGGGAGGGAGUGAGUGAGUGAGUGAGUGAGUGAGUGAGUGAGAUACAUGAACAUUAACAGCUAAGUGAUUAAUAACAACAGGCUCUGUGUCGUAGACGAAAGUAAAGCAUAUGGUCGGCAAACCAAUUAUUUUACUUGGUUUGAAACAGCAAUAGUACUCUAAUAGAAAUUCUCAGGAGGUCAGCGUCUCAAGUGUAAGAUGCCACAAAGAAUUUUAACUGGUAAUCUUAUCUCUCAAGCGACGACCUUUUGCGCAUUCUAUGUGAAAGCAUGUAUUUUUGUAAAACACAUGGCGUUUAUGUUAGAUGUUAUUCUGCUUAGCAUAAUAAAGGGGAAAUUUAAGGGAUUUUGUACACAGUAGGUCACCUUAGGUUGUAUAUCUCAUCAGGAGUGAAUAAGAACUAUUUUUUUAUUCACUCCAAAUGUAAUAAUUCAUCAUCGUGAGGCAACGUGGAGACGAGUGGAAUCUUCAUCAUAUUUACACAUGAGAGUGAUAAGGCCUAUAUAUAAUGAGGGUCACGAAAUUGACUUUAUUCCAUGAAUUGUUGCAACGUUUUGUUUUACCCGUUAGCUUGCAUACUCACGUACCUCGCCUGCACAUCUAGAAGCAUCCACAGUGAAGCGUAGCAGCCGAUAAAUGUCGGAUUAUAGCGCAUGAAUUUUGCAUAAAGAAGCAUGUAAUUUGUUAUAUAUGUGUUGUUGCCGAUGCUAUACGCUGUACCGGCCGGCCGGUUAUCGCGCUUGCUGCGAAUCUGAUGGGAAUGGUGGGAAAUCUAUAAUAUAUCAAGAGCGUAUUAAGUAUACUUAGUAUACUUAAGUAGUACUUAGGUAUACUUAAUACGCUCUUGAUUAUAUUAGAAACGUCGCGUGUGAUAUAGGCACAGGCUGCUGGAUCUCAAACGACUUUUGCUGUGAGUAGCUUGAGAAGACACCCACACUUGCCAUCAUUAUUGCGCCUUGCUAUUGAGUUUUAAUUGCACGAGCAAUCUUGUGCACCUUCGCCCGUCCUUUUAUCAGAUUUUACACCGUUUCUGUUUCAUAUAGUUGUUUCGAUUUCUUGUCGUCUGUAUCUCCUUUUGAGAUCAACAGGUUUUGUACACCAUUGUAUUUUUUAGAAAGUUAGGGGGAGAUGUAAUCUCAUAUGAAAAGCUAAUUUUGAAGGGCCUUAUGUUUCCGUUUGUCACCACCUUUAGUGUCGUCUGCUUUUAAACAUGGAUUUAGUUAUUAGGAAUUAUGAUAUGAGGAUAUUAUAUGAAAUUGUUCGCCGUUUCACCACUUGUUUACAAUAAAAUUAUCAUGUAUACUGAUAAGAUAUUUUA
Messenger RNA from Priapulus caudatus, 5677 nucleotides. Its product is annotated as neurexin-4-like. The record is from RefSeq and is a predicted model, not a curated record. The transcript is spliced from 28 exons. Lineage: Eukaryota; Metazoa; Priapulida; Priapulimorpha; Priapulimorphida; Priapulidae. Bases 1 to 3993 code for a protein of 1330 amino acids.